UCAGACUAUAUAACAGCAGCCUGGCACAGUAGAGUUAUAUCCAACAGGGAAACAUGAAGACUUUCAACCUGAGCAUUCUGCUGAGCCUGGCAGUUGCAGUUUACUGUCUGCCAAUAUCACAGGUUACUGAGCAAGAUGAGAGUUUUGCAGAGAGCUACCUGAAGAAAUUUUUCAACCUAGCAGAGGACAGCAACCCAACUGUCAGACGAGGGAUCAGCCCGAUGACCAAGAAGCUGGCUGAGAUGCAGAGAUUCUUUCAUCUCCGGGUCACCGGGACGCCGGACCCUGACACCAUUGCCAUGAUGAAGAAGCCCCGCUGUGGCGUUCCAGAUGGCAAAAUCGCCCGUUUCUCCAUAACUGGAAGCAACUUCAAGUGGGGGGGAAACAGCCUUACCUACAGGAUUGAGAACUACACACCUGACAUGGCCAGAUCAGAGGUGGAUGACUCCAUAGAGAGAGCGCUGCAGGUUUGGGCCAAAGUCACUCCCCUGAGGUUUACAAGAGUCUACACUGGCACUGCUGACAUCAUGAUCUCCUUUGGGCGCCAAUCUCAUGGAGAUUAUUACCCCUUUGAUGGCCCUGAUGGCACUCUUGCUCACGCCUUCGCCCCAGGUCCUGGCAUCGGAGGAGAUGCUCAUUUUGAUGAAGACGAGACCUUCACCUUCCGCUCCGAUGAAGGCUACAUCCUCUUUUUGGUUGCUGCCCAUGAGUUUGGACACUCCCUGGGCUUGUCUCACUCUAAUGAUCCUGGUGCGCUCAUGUACCCUGUGUACACAUACAGUAACCCUGACACCUUUGUUCUGCCUCGUGAUGAUGUCAACGGCAUCCAGUCUCUCUAUGGUCCAAACUCUAAAAAGGAUCCUAAUCCUGGACCAACAUCACCCACCACCCCUGAUGCCUGUGAUUCAACCAUGGUCUUGGAUGCUGUCGUCACCCUGAGAGGAGAUUUGUUUUUCUUCAAGGACAGAUUCUUUUGGCGUAGCUACCCUCAGAGUGCCCAAGCUCAGCAAAGUCUCAUUACAAACUUCUGGCCCAAUGCCCCUGUCAAUAUCGAUGCUGCUUAUGAAAGCCAACACUUAGACAGGGUCCUACUCUUUAAAGAUCGCAGAGUGUGGUCUUUCAGUGGCUAUGAUCUUGCACAAGGCUAUCCAAAGUCAAUUUCCAGUUUUGGUCUGCCCAAAACUGUGGAGAAAGUCGAUGCUGCUCUCUAUGACGUGGACUCUGGCAAGACUCUCUUCUUUGUUGGCAGUAAUUACUACAGUUAUGAUGAAGCCAAGAAAACUAUGGACCAGGGAUUACCCAAACCGGUGGAUCAGACCUUCUCUGGACUGACCAGCAAGGUGACUGCAGCUUUCCAGUACAGAGGUUUUACUUACAUCUACAGUGGACCCUUUAUGUUUGAGUACAGCAUGAGGAGCGGCAGGUUGUUCCGUGUGCUCAGUAACAGCUACUUCUUACCCUGCAAUAACUAUUAGCCCAGUUUACUAUAGGCUGUUAAUGUAGCUCAUCUGAAAGACAAUGAAGGCAACAAGUUGAAAAUUGUCCAUAAUAUCUAAUGAUAUAUUUUAUAAUAUAUAUAUUUUUUUACACGUUUACUGGUAUAGAGAAAAGCACCUUUUCACAGCAUUUUUUUGAUUUUGUAAACACUGUUUUAAAUUAAUUUAACAUUAGAUCAUAUUUAUUUUAUUGAUGCAAUAUUCACUGUUUUAUUAUUGCAGUUGUUAUUUUUGUUGCUGCUUUAACUUUGUGUUUGAUGAAGUUUUUGAAGUUGCAUGUAUGCAAAUUGUUCACAAAAAUGUGACACAGUCAAGAUUCAUUUGUACAUGAAUUAGCAAAUAAAAUUGUUACAAUACA
Scophthalmus maximus (turbot) is the source of this 1854-nucleotide messenger RNA. RefSeq names its product collagenase 3. Gene Ontology annotation, biological process: proteolysis; extracellular matrix organization; collagen catabolic process. Gene Ontology annotation, molecular function: metalloendopeptidase activity; zinc ion binding. The coding region runs from base 54 to 1475 and encodes 473 amino acids. Gene Ontology annotation, cellular component: extracellular matrix. The transcript is spliced from 10 exons. The record is from RefSeq and is a predicted model, not a curated record. Lineage: Eukaryota; Metazoa; Chordata; Actinopteri; Pleuronectiformes; Scophthalmidae.